Molecule: messenger RNA, 1809 nt
Organism: Venustampulla echinocandica
Lineage: Eukaryota; Fungi; Ascomycota; Leotiomycetes; Helotiales; Pleuroascaceae
Product: FAD-binding protein
Exons: 4
Coding region: 1-1809 (602 amino acids)
Biological process (GO): lactate catabolic process
Cellular component (GO): mitochondrion
Molecular function (GO): D-lactate dehydrogenase (NAD+) activity; FAD binding; D-lactate dehydrogenase (cytochrome) activity
Source: RefSeq, a predicted model, not a curated record
AUGUCAUUCUCCAGGGUAGCCCCCUCGAAAGCCUUGCUCACAUCACUCCGAAGAUCAGCAUUUUCACCAAGGUUACCCACCGCAACUGGGAGGCAGUUAAGAUGGGAAUCCACAGACCAUAAGCCGGCGCAGGAUGGGAAGUCAUUCCGAGGGCAGCUGUACGGGAGUACCGCGAUGCGGUUGCAGCGUGAAAAGGCCAAUCGAGAGCGAUAUUCUCGGGAGCGCAAUGAGAGCGCUGGGGGGAGAAGUUUGGCACUUACGUUUGUCGUCAUUGCUACCGCGAUUGGGGGUUACUAUACAGGAACUCUCUCCGUAUCCCCUCCCUCAACAGCAUCCACCCUCCCCCUCUCCACGACCACACCUCCCAAACACAAUACCUCAGGUUCAAACAUGGAAGCCGCAUGGGCAGAUUUCGUCGAGAUCGUAGGGAAAGAACAUGUCUCGACGCUAGAUACAGAUGUCGAGCAUCACGCAGGCAGUGAAUGGAGCUCACAUGUCGGAGAUAGUUCAGAACGACCAUUCUUAGUUCUAUAUCCCUCGAGUACGGACGAGGUGAGUAUGAUCAUGAAGGUUUGCCACAAGAGACAAAUUCCCGUCACCGCUUAUAGCGGGGGAACGAGUCUAGAGGGUCAUUUUGCUGCAACGAGGGGAGGUAUUUGCAUUGAUUUUGGGAGGAUGGGGAAGAUUCUCAAGCUGCAUAAGGAGGAUAUGGAUGUUGUUGUUCAACCUGCGGUAGGGUGGGAAAUGCUGAAUGAAGAGUUGGCUAAGGAUAAUCUCUUCUUUCCUCCCGAUCCAGGCCCCGGGGCGAUGAUUGGGGGCAUGGUGGGGACGGGGUGCAGUGGGACAAAUGCGUAUCGGUAUGGGACAAUGAGGGAGUGGGUCUUGAGUUUGACAGUUGUGCUUGCGGAUGGGACGAUAAUUAAGACGAGGCAACGGCCGAGGAAAAGCAGCGCUGGGUAUGACUUGACGAAGCUAUUCAUUGGGAGUGAAGGCACUCUAGGCUUAGUUACCGAGGCCACAUUGAAGGUUACAACGAAGCCUAAUACGACCAGCGUGGCGGUCUGCAGCUUUGGGACCGUAAGGCAAGCUGCAGACUGCGUUUCCAAGGUUGUCAGUGAGGGGAUCCCGAUCGCCGCGAUUGAGAUCUUGGAUGAUGUGCAGAUGAAAUGCAUCAAUGCAUCAGGCAUGACAGAUAAAUCAUGGGCAGAAGCCCCAACCCUAUUUUUCAAAUUCGCGGGCACGCCCGGUGGGGUCAAGGAGCAGAUCGCGAUGGUACAGAAGCUGGCAAAAUCUACUGGAAGCAAGUCUUUCGAGUUCGCAAAGAAUGCUACGGAGCAAGAAGAAUUGUGGAGUGCGAGGAAGGAAGCUUUGUGGUCUGUGAUGGCCAUGCGGAGAGAUGAUAGCGACCAUGUUUGGACGGGAGAUGUGGCAGUGCCUAACUCGAGGUUACCGGAUAUCAUCGAGCUGACGAAAGAGGACCUUGCUGCGAGUGGGUUGUUUGCUGCCAUUGUUGGACAUGUUGGGGAUGGGAACUUCCACACUAUUCUUUUGUAUAAUGAUAGCCAACGAAAGCAAGCUGAGGAUCUUGUCCAUCGCAUGGUAAAGAGAGCGGUGGAGAUGGAAGGUACAGUCACUGGGGAGCACGGGGUGGGAUUGGUGAAGAGGGAUUAUCUCAAUCACGAGCUAGGAGAGACAACUGUGGAUGCUAUGAGAAAGCUUAAAUUGGCUUUCGAUCCGCUGUGCCUCUUGAACUGCGAUAAGGUUGUUCGAGUACAGACCCCUAAGCCUGGAGAAGUCUCUGAGUGGUGA